GUUUUAAUAUGAGCAAUAUUGAUAGUUAUUUUCGAGAUUUUCUGGAUAAUGAAGAUGGUGAAAAGGAGCAGAAUGGUAAAUCUUUACAGGAUAUGAGAUCUGGUGUAAUAUUUCUAAUUGAUUGUACACCUACAAUGUUUGGAUUACAUGGUUCAUUCAAUAAUGAUACAAUGAAUGUUGUAUCAGUAGCAAGGAAUGGAUUCGAUUUAAGCUUAUUGUGUUGUCAAACAUAUCAACAAAAUAAAGCACUUCAUAGUCCUUUUGAUAUGAUUGGAUUGGUAUUAAUGCGUACUAAGGAAUCAUCAUGUGGCAUGCAAAACAUUAUGGUUCUUCAGCGUUUAGGCUUAGCUAGUUCUGCGCGUAUUCUAGAGAUUGAACAAUUGAGACAAUUAGAACCAGAUGAAUUGCAACAACGCUUUGGUACUAUUGUCGAUCAGCCUAAUAUAAACUUUCCUCUACAUGAAGCAUUAUGGGCAUGUCAAAGUCUUUUUGUCACUUGUUCAAAAACAAUCGGUAUUAAGCAUAUCUUCCUGUUAACAGAUGAUCCUGAUCCAGUAAAUAAAAGUUCUUAUCUUAAGAGAAGAGCAAUGACCAAAAUGGGAGAUUUGAAACAAUACGGAAUUGAACUUGAAGUGAUUCCAAUUAAACAACAAAAUAUGAAAUUUGAUUAUACAUUAUUUUAUGAUGAACUUUUAGAAGAUGAGACAACUUUUCCUGAUAUAAAUCCAUCACUUAGUCACCCGGAUCCAACUGAACGUCUCGAUGAACUAUUGAGUCGUGUCAAUUCGCCUGAAUUACGUCGAUCUCGUGUAGCUCGUUUACCAUUUCGUCUUGGACCGGGUAAAGAUUUUACUUUAGGCGUUUCAGUUUAUUGUUUAAUUCGUUCAACCCGUUUACCUUCUCCAAUUUGGCUUUCAUCUAAUGAUAAUAAACCUGUUGCAGUUCAAAGACGAUAUUAUAAAGUUAUAGAUCCAUAUGGAUCUUUUGAUCCAGUUAAAGAUAAACUACCACCUCAUGAUUUAGUUCGAGGUAUUAAACUUGAUGGUCGGUAUGUAUGCUUUGAUAAAGAUGAACUUACUGAAGCAGUGAGGAAUAUUGCUCCCGUUGGUAUCCAUUUAUUAGGUUUUACACAGAUGAAAUUUUUAAAACGCUUCUAUUACAUUCGUCCAGCACAUUUUAUUUAUCCUGAUGAAAAAUUGAUUCAUGGAAGUCGUUUAUGGUUUACAGCUUUAUUAAAUCGAUGCUUACAUCGUAAAUUAUUAGCUAUAGCUAUAUAUAUUCAAAGAAAAGGUCAAUUUCCUCGUCUUGUUGCACUUCUUCCUCAGGCGGAACAGAUGAAUGAUGAUAAACUGCAAACUAUGCCACCUGGAUUUCAUAUUAUAUUCUUACCGUAUGCAGAUGAUUUUCGUGACAUUGACAUUCCAAUUAGUGAAAUUGCCAAUGAAUCUCAAGUAGAUAUUGCUAAAGCAAUGAUUCGUAAGCUUAUGGUUCCAUUCACACCUGGACAAAUUGAAAAUCCACUAUUACAACGCUAUUAUGCCCUUCUUGAGGCAUUAGCACUUAAUCGGGAAUCUCAAUGUGAAGUUGUUGAUCAUACAUUACCGAAAAUUGAAGUUAUAAAAAGAAGAGCUGGUGAAGAAUUGAAGCUUUUAAACGUUGUUUCAAUUUGGAUAAUAUCAACCCAGUAAAGAAAUCUCGUUCUUUACAGUCUACUACAGCUGAUGAUAACAAUAAUAGUCAAGUUGUAAAGCUUUUUCUAUCAGAAGAUGAGUGUAGAACAGCUAUAAAACUUGGUCAUCUAAAUAAGUAUACAUUACCUGUUCUACGUGAAACAAUCAAAUCAUUCGGUUUAAAAUUAUCUAAUAAUAAUAAUACUGGGAGUAGUAUUAAGAAAUCAGACAUUAUACAACAAAUCAUUGAUCACUUUAAAUAAAUUAACAAAAACAACCAUUGAAAAUAUUUCUUUACUCUUGUCUAUAGGUUUUUACUAAAAAGAUUUUCUUGGAAAAAGUUACAAUAUAAACAAUCAGUCUUAUUAUCUCAUUUCUUUUUUAUAAUUCUAUCUCUUCUAACAGAAGGAUACAUUUAUGUGCUAUGAUUAUUUCUUCUAUGUAAAUCUUUGAUUAUUUAGUGUUUCUUUGCAUAAUAAAAAAAAGAAAAUAAUGAUGAUAUAAACUUCUCUUUUCCAAUAGAAUAUAAAUAUUUUUCGAUAGAUGAAAGAAAAACUAUCAACUGAUCAAUGUUUCAAUAGAAGAAAAUAUAGUCUGUGUAAAACUGAUAGUUGUAGAUGAUGAUUAACUAACUAACUUGAAGAUCGAUGAUGAUUUAUGUUGGAUACUUGAUUUCUAGUCGAUGGGUCACUGUCAUACAAUAGAUGUGGUUCAUUGUGUACUGUAUGAAUGUACUUAAGAUUGGUGAGAAGAUUUUGACUGUG
Molecule: messenger RNA, 2434 nt
Organism: Heterobilharzia americana
Lineage: Eukaryota; Metazoa; Platyhelminthes; Trematoda; Strigeidida; Schistosomatidae
Source: the annotation of a GenBank genome assembly